Messenger RNA from Lynx canadensis (Canada lynx), 7560 nucleotides. RefSeq names its product 3-phosphoinositide dependent protein kinase 1 (gene PDPK1). The coding region runs from base 270 to 1928 and encodes 552 amino acids. Gene Ontology annotation, biological process: intracellular signal transduction; peptidyl-serine phosphorylation. The transcript is spliced from 14 exons. Gene Ontology annotation, molecular function: protein serine/threonine kinase activity; ATP binding. The record is from RefSeq and is a predicted model, not a curated record. NCBI's taxonomy places the organism in Eukaryota, Metazoa, Chordata, Mammalia, Carnivora, Felidae.
UUGUGUGGACACAGGUUUCCAUUUCUCUCGAGUACACGCCUAGGGGUGGAAUUGCUUGGUUAUAUGGCUCCUGUUUCCUUUUGAGGAACUGUCACACUGUCUGCCAGAUUUCUCUCUGCACCGUUUUCUAUUCCCAAUAGCGGUGUGUGAGGGUCCCAAUUUCUCCACAUCCUCACCAACAUUGGUUCUGAUCUUUUUAAUUCUAGCCACCCUAGUGGGUAUGAAGAGGAAUCUCACUCUGUCUUUGAUUUGCAUUUCCGUAAUCACUAAUGAUGUAUGACACCGUUCCUAUUCAGUCCAGCGUGGUGUUAUGUUCUUGCCCGUCCCCAUCAAUGGUGAGGACCCAGACUGAGUCCGGCUCGGCCCCUGGCAUUCCCAGUGGUGGUAGCAGACAGGGCUCCACCAUGGACAGCACCGCGGCUGAGUCCCGAUCGAGCGCCAACUCGCUGCAGCACACCACACAGCCACCGCCACAGCCUCGGAAGAAACGGCCCGAAGACUUCAAAUUUGGGAAAAUUCUUGGUGAAGGCUCUUUCUCAACAGUUGUCCUGGCCCGAGAACUGGCAACCUCAAGGGAAUACGCUAUUAAAAUUCUAGAGAAACGUCACAUUAUCAAAGAGAACAAGGUCCCGUAUGUAACCAGAGAGAGAGACGUGAUGUCACGCCUGGAUCACCCGUUCUUUGUUAAACUUUACUUCACAUUUCAGGAUGAUGAAAAGCUGUACUUUGGUCUUAGUUAUGCCAAAAAUGGAGAACUACUUAAAUACAUUCGCAAAAUUGGCUCAUUCGAUGAGACGUGCACCCGGUUUUACACGGCCGAGAUGGUGUCGGCUCUGGAGUACUUGCAUGGCAAGGGCAUCAUUCACAGGGACCUGAAACCAGAAAACAUUUUGUUAAAUGAAGACAUGCACAUCCAGAUCACAGAUUUUGGAACAGCGAAAGUCUUAUCCCCGGAGAGUAAACAAGCCAGGGCCAACUCGUUUGUAGGAACAGCCCAGUAUGUGUCUCCAGAGCUGCUCACAGAGAAAUCGGCCUGUAAAAGUUCGGACCUUUGGGCUCUCGGAUGUAUAAUAUAUCAGCUUGUGGCAGGACUGCCGCCUUUUCGAGCGGGAAAUGAAUAUCUUAUAUUUCAGAAGAUCAUUAAGCUGGAGUAUGACUUUCCUGAAAAAUUCUUCCCUAAGGCAAGAGACCUUGUGGAAAAACUUUUGGUUUUAGAUGCCACGAAGCGAUUAGGCUGCGAGGAAAUGGGAGGGUACGGCCCUCUGCAGGCUCACCCCUUCUUCGAGUCCAUCUCGUGGGAAAACCUGCAGCAUCAGACGCCUCCGAAGCUCACCGCUUACCUGCCGGCCAUGUCGGAAGAUGACGAGGACUGCUACGGGAAUUACGACAACCUCCUGAGCCAGUUUGGCUGCAUGCAAGUGUCCACGUCCUCGUCGUCACACUGCCUGCCCGCCUCGGACGCAGGCCUGCCGCCAGCGGCGGGCAGCAACAUCGAGCAGUACAUCCAUGACCUGGACACUAACUCUUUUGAGCUGGACCUCCAGUUUUCCCAAGACGAGAAGAGGCUCCUGCUGGAGAAGCAGGCCAGCGGCAAUCCUUGGCACCAGUUUGUAGAAAAUAACUUGAUACUAAAGAUGGGUCCGGUAGAUAAGCGAAAGGGCUUGUUUGCACGACGACGACAGCUACUGCUCACAGAAGGGCCACACUUGUAUUAUGUGGAUCCUGUCAACAAAGUCCUGAAGGGCGAAAUUCCGUGGUCACAAGAACUCCGACCAGAGGCCAAGAACUUUAAAACCUUCUUUGUCCACACGCCGAACAGGACGUAUUACCUGAUGGACCCGAGUGGGAAUGCUCACAAAUGGUGCAAAAAGAUCCAGGAAGUGUGGAGACACAGGUACCAGAGCCACCCGGACGCCGCCGUGCAGUGACACGUCCGAGGCUGCUGCCCUCGCUGCCAGGACACGUGCCCCAGCGCGGCUCGCCGCCAUCGGGACGCUUCCAGACCACCUGCCAGCCAUCUCAAGGGGGACGCAGACGGCGGAACCUUGCAGCUUUUUUAUUUAAAAGAAAAGAAGAAAAAAAUACCCAACCACACAAAGAACAAAACCAAUAACGAAAAGGAAUUCAGGGUCGCUUUGCUUGCUCUCUGUGCUCUGUGGAGGCUCCCCAAGCUCUCCUUGCCACGGGGACCCGGCACCGUGCACGUCCGCCUGAUUCCCUCCCGGGCGAGUGGAACAGACUCGAGUCACCAGCUCUGCACCACACGCCCUGGUCACCUGUGGCCGAGGGGACGGGGUGUGUGUCUGGGCUCUUUCCGCCCCGAGGCUGUCGCAGAACCCUUUCGGCAGGGAGCCGUAUACCCUCCGCCGGAAGUUGGCCUUGGUCUCUGCGGGCUGGGAGUGUUCUUGGCUUUGGUCCGCGUGCUCCCUUUCUUACGUCCCUACUUGAUGCCCCCUGUGCCCCAGCAGGGCCCCUUGCUUGCCUUCUCACGCAGCUCUGGCUGUGAGAUGUCUGUGGCUGUGAGUGCUCGCUCUGUGGGCUGCGUAUGGCGGGCAGGCUCCAGGUGGUGAGACGUGGCCCGGGCCGUCGGGGUGAGAUGCUGAGGUUGGAGGGUGCCAGCAGGGUGUUCCGACCGAACAGCCUUCCAGGCAGUGUGGCCCUGUGGGGCUGGAAACCAGGCCGGUGCCCGGAAAGAGCACUGGCAGAAGCGGGCACCCGGCCGCACCAGGAGUUAGGGCUCCAUCCUGCUCCGUGUGAGGCCAGGGUGGCAGGGCAGAUGUAGGGAGGCACCGCUCGGUGAGCUCCUCCCGAGAGUUUUUUCAGAGGGCGAGCUUUGCAGGCCUCCCCCUGGUCGGUUCGGUAGGGCCGAGAGACUCCGGGCGCCAGCAGGCUCCCGGCUGCCACAGGCACCCUUUCCGUCGCGAUCGAACGUUCUCCUGGCGAAACUCUGAGCGCUUGCACAUCUCGGUGGCGAGGGUCUAAAAGCCGCCUCGUGCUGCCAGGUCAUCUGGUCCCCAUCAAGAUGUGGACCUUGCCUGGAAGAAAACGUUCGCCUUGCACGAGGGGUAGGAACGCCACGCUGGGGCCUGAGCAUCCCGCCUGCUCGCUCCCUGGUUUCAGGCUUCUUCCUUGUGUUCCUUAGAGGCAGCAGGAAGCUGUACGCCAUGGGGGGGUCCAGGAUUUACCGGUCCUUUGAUUUUCUUUGCUGCCAGUCCCUGGGCAGAGAAUGCCUGUUGGCCUGGUGGUCACUGCUCUGCAUUUCUCUCCCUGCUCAGGUUGUCCCUGGAGGGCGAUCCUCAGUCCCCUGUUGGAGAGGGGGAGGCCCCUCUGCUUGCAGGCUGCUCACAGACACACCUCUGUCCCCAGGGGCUGAAGGUGUCCUUUAGGCUUUCAGGAAGGCACCAGUGGAAGGCUCCCGUGGAAAAGAUCCACCACCGUCCCCCGCCGCCCAUUUCCCCCUCGACCCUCCGCCUAUCUGGAGCAAAAACAUCCGCUGCCCUGUGUUGACAAGCGGUCCAAAUCCAGAGAAAAGAGGUUCUUCUCAAACUGGUUAGCCCGGGAGGAGUGCGUGGCUGUGGCGGUCCCGCCUCAGGGCAUUGCAGGAGGGGGGUGGGGGGGGUGGCGGCGGGUGGUGGCGGGUGGUGGUUGGGAGCAGAGACGCUGCCAGGUUUGCCGAUGGCUUCCCCCCGGGCUGCGUGCGCUGCUCUGCACUAGAGCCGAGCCUUACGUGAGCAAGCAAGUGCGCGUGCACCUAGGUGGGUGGGUGGCAAGGUGUCGGGCGUGCUUGCCCUUGGGGUGCCGCAGGGAGCAGGACCCUGCUCUGGGCUGGAGUCGUAGGUCAAUCUCCUGUCGUCCUCUUUCUUGCUUGUGAAAAAGCUUACCUGUGUUCACCUGCUUUUGAGAAAGUCCGUCUCGCUUGGCCCUUUCAGGAAGUCCGUUUGCAGCUUUUUCCCCAUAUCGAUAACUUAACUUUGUCAGCACACCGCUUCUGUGGCUGUGCCGUUAAGAGAGUUAGGGUCCUGCUCCUGCACAGCAUCCUGGGAUCUGGUUACAGGGACCCGAGCAGAGCCGGUAUCGGGCUUUCCCAAGAGCACUCAGCUGGGCUGCUCUGGGAGAGACGCAUCGGCCGUUGCCUUCUUCUCCCUGGUUGGCGCCACUACCUCCCGGGCUAACCCCUCAAGCUCCAUCUUAACCUCCAAAACCAGAGAACGAGGGGUUCGGGGUCGAGCUCGCAGCUGACAGAGUUGAAGUGACUGCCCUUGCCUGAGCCAGUGACAGCUGAGCCCUUCCCUGUAGGCUACGUUUCUCCUCUCACUCAGAGCCUUCUCCUCCCCCUCCCCCCCCCUUUUUUAAAAGGCCUAUACUUCCUCUUUUCCUACCCUGUGCUUACUCAUGUUAGCUUUAGUUUUAUCCAGCUCCUGUCCCGGCAUGCAGGUGCCUUACAUUCUAAGAUGUGGACGUAACUGUUAGUCUAGUACGUACACAGACAUACACGGAAAUGCAAAUAAUGUACCUAAGGCGAGAAAGAAAAUGCCCUGUUUGAUGGAUCCAGGAGCCGUGUGUCCCGCUGCGAGAGGGCAAGGGGAAGUGUAAGUGCCAAACCGAAGAGCCGCCAAGCAGAGCCCGCCCUGCCCGCACCGUGUGGCCUCGCUGGCAUGGAGGGGAGGGAGCGGGGCUGUGGUCUGCGUGGGCUCGUACAGCCCGCUGUCCUUGUCCCUCUCUGGGCACUCUAGGAAGCCAGGUUUGGGUGCACUUGUCUCUUGCCCUCUUUGUGUGGACCUCACCAGGAGAGCGGGUGGUGGGUGGUGGUAGCCUGCAGCCCCGUCGGGUGCACAGAGCCCCAGCUGGUGAAUGGCACUGCAUUGCACCUGCGCUUCUGAACCUUGGCUCUCAGGAGUUUGUUGCAGACCUGCUCGGGAAAGAUGCCUGUCACGGUCACGCCAGAGCUCACGGCACCCGCACCUGCUCCGGCCCCCGGAGGCCACGCUGUGGUAUUUGUGGCCCAUACGCGCCCAGGGCCGCGUGUUGUCACAGGGGCUCCAGGUGAUUCUGUACUCUAUUAAAACAUUUGUUUUCUGGAAAAAAAAAAAAAAAUCAACCGUAGGCUUACCAACCCAGAAAAGACCACUGUGAACGUUCUGGUGUAUAGCCCACCUUCUCCCCUCCCCCCCAUGCACACAUUUGUUUUCUUUUUAAACUAAACUGGGAACAUAAAACACUGUUCUGCAUUCAGCUUUUUUCACUUGAUAAUUUAUCUUAAGCAUUUCUCCAUGUCAUGAGCAAUGAUUAAAAAAACAUUGUUUUCAGUGAUUGUAGAGCUUAGUGGUUAUAAAUUUUAUCAUAAUUUAUCUAGCCAUUUCCCUGUUGUAAAACACUUAGAUGGUUUUUGGUUUUUCACUAUUUAAAUAAUGCUGUGAUGAAUAUCUUCCUAAAUCUUUGAUUUUGACUCUGAUCUCCCCCUUCCCCCCCAUUCCUAGAAGUCAUGUUUUUGGGUUAAGGAGUUUGUUUUAAAGGUGGUUUUUUAGUCCUUCCUCCGUCUUCAUCUGAUGCUUAGAUGCUCAGAGUUCAGUGCAGAGCCUCCUCGGUUGUGUCCUGAGGAUUCUGAACAAAUCAGUUUCUGGUAAGGGGUGUGUUCCAAAGAAUGUUUUAAUAAGACUGCUCUUUUCUUUUUUUAUAAUGCUAAAAUGACAUCCUUAUUUAGGUCCAUUUGUGGCAGAUUUUUUCAAAAGCUAAUUUCCUUAUUUUCAUUGAAGACUCUGGUUAUGCUUGCAUGUCAGUUACCGUCCCGUCCCCGCUGCUGCGGCUGUCCAGUGCUCCGUGAUCUCGUCAGAAGCUCGCGCUUUGUGUCCACAAUGGUACUGAAUGUGCAUCUGCACAGUCAGCUGAGAGGAAAAGUGUUGAACUGACCUUGCCACAUGCUUACUGGAUGAUUUGUAGUCAAGUUCGUACACUCAGUACAUUGGGCCGUUUGGAAUCAGUAAAAGAGCAAGUUCUCUACUUGAAAGAGACCACGUAGACAGUUGGGUUUUGCAGAAAUCUCAUUGCCCUCAUUCUCUCCAAACGGUGGGACUCAGUAAGAAGGUCUUAGCGGUUCAGUAGCGUGCAGUGGCUAGGCCUUUUCACUGUGGAAUGUGAUUGUCCUGGCCGACAUGGUUUAAGGACCUCUCACACUGUUUCAGGUUGUCUGCUGGUCAUCGAGUCCACACCACCCAAUUUGGUUUCAUUCUUGAUUUCUCCACUUCAGUUUGGGGUCCACUGAUUCUGAGGAGAGGCGCAUGAGAGAUUUUUUUAGGUGCCAUGGUCAGUGCUGCUCGAGUCCGCCAGAGAUUAUGGCUGGAUUGUGCAGAAUGAGAUUCCCUGCCCUCCUCUGACACCCCAAGUCCCCUGUGCCCUGGCCGGUCCACAGACUGGGUGCUCGCCGCCCGGUCCGCGGAGGCUGCAGCUGCCGUAAAGAGGUGUAGAGUAUGGUGAGGGCACUGUUCUCGGAGAUAUUGCCAUAUAGGUCUUUCCACAUUGUUUCAUCUCACCCAGAGCUAAAGUGAACUGAUGGGGACUCAUGUAGCCCUUCCCUCUCAGGCAGCCUCUGUGACAGGUGCCUUCAGUCAGGGCGGGAGUCACUCCCAGAGCCUCUGAGGGGCGCAGGCUGCUGGUCCAAGAUUGCAGAGUUGUGAAUCAGGCUGCCUGUGGAGAACUGGUCUGGGGAAGAAGCUGUUCCAGGAAAGAGCAGUCCUAUCUGUAGCUGAGACAGCUGUGAUGGGCAACUGACCAUGCCUACACGUAUACCUGAAUUUUCCGCAGAACCCAUUUCUUCAAAUACGAAGAAGCACCAAACUUCAUGUACAGAGAACUUUUUACAGAAGGCAGACCUUUUUUUGUGUGCGUGAUCCAUCCUUGUCUAACCCAUCUGGCAGAAUGACUUACAAAAAGCGGUCAUUUUGCUGGUGAAAAGCCUCUUUAUCGUUAUCAGAAGUUUGAUUGGACAUUGACAAAAAUUUUUGCAGUUUUUAGAGCUGCUGUAGCUGUUCCUUAACACAAAAUAGGAUGAAUCAGUAGUAUGUUAGCUGUCUUUCAGGUUGGUGGCAGUCAGUUAGGACAUGUAUAAAAUUCUCUACCUGGUCUGUAGCUGUAACUGUGAUGUACAGGCAAAGCAAAAAUUUAAAACUUAUGAAAACAAAUAAUGCAAUGAUAUUAGGAUAUACACUUUUGUAUUUUUAUUCUUAUAUAAGGUUAUUUGCUGGCUAUUGUUGGCCUCUAGUUCAGUCUGUGUUAUUUAAAAUCUAAUAUAUGAAUUAUUUGGAUUGAAUUCAUGUUCGGGGCCACGUUGUUGUAUGUAUUGAUGUACAGCCUUGAAUGUGAAUAAUUAUUGUAAACUAUAUUUUACAACUUUUUUUCUGGCUUUAUUAUAUAAAUUUUCUAUUUGGUCAAUGAUUUAAUCAUAUAAUUUAAUGAAUCUGUUUCUUCUCCUUUUUUUCAAAUAUUUGUGCUGUAGACGUAGUUACUGGAUGAUGAAUUUUCCACGUAUGCUCGGUAGUCUUGUAAUAAAAAAGCAUGUAGAGUGUA